AUGGAACAGCAACCCGACUCCCAACAUGUACUCCAAACGCAGGUCCCACGUCUGCUUGUAGAACUCAUCCUGCAUACCCUCGAGUUCGCGCCCACCGCGGACCUUACGCGGCUGCUCGAUGACCGUACGACCUUUCGUGCUCUGCCUGCCCUGAUCCUACGUCAGCGGUUUCUGAGGAUGCUCGAGGCCCCGAAUCUCUCUCUCUCGUUCGAGUGCUCUCUUCCUAUGGGCUACACUGUAGAUGCACGACAAGAUCACAAGCUUAAGUUCUCGCAUAUCGACGACACUUGCACGAACCUCACCGCACACUUCACGUUCCCGCAGAGCGGGCCCCCGUUCGCGUUCAACCUCGAGUCACGAGAGGCAUUCCAGACCGUGCUGUACACUCUGUCCUUGCGCUAUAACAUUAAGGGCACUCGCAAGCUUACCUAUACCAUGACGAUCUUGGAUGGCAUAUACCGGUUCUUUAGAACUUCCUUCCACCCCAUCUCCCGGACAGUCAAGCACUCUCUUGCGGACGCACCUACUCCCCCAUGCGCGCUGCAUGCGCUGCACCUCCCACCCGACGCACCCUUCACGAGUGCCAGCGCACGGCACAGAUCGCAGCUCUCCUCCUCCUUCCCAGCAUCUUUCCCUUUCCCGGACCAUGUCACCAGAUACAGCUUGAAAUUUCAGAGCAUCGAGAUCAGUAUACCCCAAUUACUGUUGAUCAACGAGGAAAAUGAGGCCCGCGAAGAUUGCACAGUGUUUAUUCUUGGGCGUUGA
This is a messenger RNA of Dacryopinax primogenitus, 765 nucleotides long. RefSeq lists its product as uncharacterized. Bases 1 to 765 code for a protein of 254 amino acids. The transcript is spliced from 3 exons. NCBI's taxonomy places the organism in Eukaryota, Fungi, Basidiomycota, Dacrymycetes, Dacrymycetales, Dacrymycetaceae. The record is from RefSeq and is a predicted model, not a curated record.